CUUAAACCAAAACGUCGACGUAUAUAUACCACAACAGCGCCGUUUCUUUUCUACCAAAAUUCUGCAAAACCCUAAUUCUACUACACGAUGCCUCAAGGAGAUUACAUCGAGCUGCACAGGAAGAGGAAUGGCUACCGCCAUGACCACUUCGAGCGCAAGCGCAAGAAGGAGGCUCGUGAAGUUCACAAGCGCUCUAAAAUCGCGCAAAACACAUUGGGUAUUAAGGGUAAGAUGUUUGCAAAGAAGCGGUAUGCUGAGAAGGCGCUAUUGAAGAAAACGUUGGCUAUGCACGAGGAGUCAUCAACUAGGCGCAAGGUUGAUGAUAAUGUCCGGGAAGGAGCUCUCCCUGCAUACCUUCUUGACCGUGAUGAGACCACAAGAGCGAAGGUUCUUAGCAAUACUGUCAAGCAAAAGCAGAAAGAAAAGGCAGGAAAAUGGGACGUUCCUCUUCCAAAGGUUAGACCUGUUGCUGAAGAUGAGAUGUUUAGGGUAAUCAGAUCUGGUAAAAGGAAAACCAAGCAGUGGAAGAGGAUGAUCACAAAGGCCACAUUUGUAGGACCAAGUUUCACAAGGAAACCUCCGAAGUAUGAGCGUUUCAUUCGCCCAUCUGGUCUACGUUUUACAAAAGCACACGUAACACACCCUGAACUGAAGUGCACUUUCAAUUUGGAGAUCAUUGGUGUAAAGAAGAAUCCAAAUGGCCCCAUGUAUACUUCUCUCGGAGUUAUGACUAGGGGAACCAUUAUCGAGGUCAAUUGUAGUGAACUUGGACUCGUCACGCCUGCUGGGAAAGUUGUGUGGGGAAAAUAUGCGCAAGUUACUAAUAAUCCUGAAAACGAUGGUUGCAUCAAUGCUGUUUUGCUUGUAUAAUGGCCAUGUGUUUACCAAUCUACAUUCCUUGUUUGUUGCAGUAAUCGCAUAUGGGCUGCUAAAUACUUGCUACUGGUUUUGUUUAAGCUCAACUAGUUAAUUUAUGUAGCAAAAUUUUGGAAGUGUCAAACUGCAAUAUUCCAGGGAUUUUUACAUUUUCUA
Molecule: messenger RNA, 1032 nt
Organism: Salvia hispanica
Lineage: Eukaryota; Viridiplantae; Streptophyta; Magnoliopsida; Lamiales; Lamiaceae
Source: RefSeq, a predicted model, not a curated record